AAAGGGAUAAGGGAAUCUGCAGGGCAGAAUGGACAACGGAAUCAUUUGGAACUUGAAAACUACAUUUAAAAGUUGUAAUAAUAACUCAAACUCCCCGUCGGAUGAAUUCGUGUCUCACUAAAAUCCGAAAAACACAAGUAAAAACCAUAUAUGUUUGCAUGAAAACUGCAACUUUGAUUUAUUACAACCUAAAUUAAGCUCUUUAUAUACAACACAUUAUAUUAAGAAGCUCUACUACUCAAAACUCUCCUUUUCUCCCUCACCCACUCAUGGCUAACAGAUUCUCUCUUGCAAUGGAAAGAACUGGCCAGUGGGUUUUUUCCCAAGAAAUCUCAACUGAUAUCAUCGUUGAAGUUGGAGAAGCCAACUUCUGCCUCCACAAGUUCAUGCUGGUGGCGAAGAGUAACCAUAUAAGGAAGAUGAUUCUUGAAUCGAAAGAAACAGAUUUAACCAGAAUAAACCUCUCAGAUAUCCCCGGCGGCCCGGAGAUAUUUGAGAAAGCUGCCAAGUUCUGCUACGGCGUCAACUUCGAGAUCACCGUUCACAACGUCGCCGCACUCAGAUGCGCCGCCGAGUACCUGCAGAUGACCGAUAAAUACUGUGACGCCAAUCUCGCCGGAAGAACCGAGGAUUUCUUGUCCCAAGUCGCCCUCACCACCCUCUCCGGUGCCCUCGUCGUCCUCAAAUCCUGCGAGGAUCUCCUCCCCAUGGCCGACGACCUCGGCAUCGUCCGACGCUGCGUCGAGAUCGCCACCGCCAAGGCAUGCGUGGAGGCGAAUUUCCCGAGCCGUUCGCCGCCGAAUUGGUGGACGGAGGAGCUGACGAUCUUGGACAUAGGCUUCUUCGAGAGGAUCGUUGCGUCGAUGAAAGCGAGAGGCGCCAAGGGACUAACUCUAGCUAGCGCGAUCAUAACCUACACGGAGAGAUCACUGCGCGAUCUCGUGCGUGAUCACUCCGGCAACGGCGCCCGCUCCCUCGAGUCCGGCGAGUCCGACGUGCGUCUCCGGCAGCGCGACAUCCUCGAGGCCAUAGUGGCCUUGCUGCCUGUCGAGAAAUCGGCUUUCCCUAUAAAUUUCCUGUGCUGUCUGCUCCGGACAGCCAUUUUCCUGAGGGCCGACAGCCGGUGCAAGAGCGAGUUGGAGAAGAGGGUUUCUGUGAUUUUAGAGCACGUGACCGUUGAUGAUCUGCUGGUUUUGUCUUUCACCUACGAUGGCGAGAGGCUGUUUGAUCUUGAGAGUGUGAGGAAGAUCAUAUCUGGAUUCGUUGAGAGGGAGAAGAAUGUCGCAGUUUUCAACGCAGGGGAUUUCAAAGAGGUUUGCUCCACUGCGAUGCAGAGAGUUGCCAAGACUAUCGAUGCUUAUCUCGGCGAGAUAGCCACCUACGCCGAUUUGAGCAUUUCCAAGUUCAACGGGAUCGCCAAUUUGGUCCCCAAGGCCGCCAGGAAGGUCGACGACGAUCUCUACCGCGCUAUCGAUAUCUAUCUCAAGGCGCACCCGAAUCUGGAUGAGAUAGAGCGGGAGAAGGUGUGCAGCGUAAUGGACCCGCUGAAGCUGUCGUACGAGGCUAGGGUUCACGCCUCCCAGAACAAGCGGCUGCCGGUGCAGAUAGUGCUCCACGCGCUCUACUACGACCAGCUGAAGCUGAGAAGCGGAGGCGACGACGAUCACAAGGCCGCGGACGCGGUGACGACGAGGAACCAAGUGCAGGCCGACACUUCCCUCGUGAAGGAGAACGAAGAGUUGAGGACCGAGUUGCUGAAGAUGAAGAUGUACAUACAAGAUAUUAAAAAGGGGCAUGGACAGGGACAAGGACAAGGUGGGACGUCUUCGAAAUCGAGUGGUAAAAAGAUUACAUUCUUCUCAUCCAUGUCCAAGACAUUGGGGAAAUUGAAUCCCUUCAAGCAUGGAUCCAAAGAUACCUUGAAUAUUGAAGAUGGAAUGCCGGAUUUGACUAAACCUAGAAGGAGGCGAUUCUCCAUUUCCUAAGUUUUAAUUUGCUCAUUAAUUGCAUUUUUGUUUUUCAUACUCUCGUUUGAAUGUGAUGAUGGAUUAAUUAAUCUUGUAAAGAGUUUGAUAUUUGUGUUUGCAUGUUUUAGUUUUUUAUGAGAAUCUUGGUGCGUGGUUUGACA
Salvia miltiorrhiza (redroot sage) is the source of this 2128-nucleotide messenger RNA. RefSeq names its product root phototropism protein 2. The coding region runs from base 270 to 1985 and encodes 571 amino acids. The transcript has 5 exons. The record is from RefSeq and is a predicted model, not a curated record. Lineage: Eukaryota; Viridiplantae; Streptophyta; Magnoliopsida; Lamiales; Lamiaceae. Gene Ontology annotation, molecular function: protein binding.